AUGAUGGGGUUUGGAACGUCACUGACGUCGCCCGAGGGUUGUCGGCGAAGGGGUGGGUCGCCGGUGAAUGGGUGGGUUGUCGGUAAUGGGGUGGGUCGCCGGUGUGUGGAACGCCAGUGGAAGCCUAGGACGGUUGGAGGUCGCAGGUCGCAACGAUUUCUCUCAAAAAAUGAAAAUGGGACGCACACUGAACUGGGACAAAACGAAGGGGCCUCAUCCAACUCGGUUUUUAUUCAAGUUCUAUCUUUUUUCUGUAGAUUGAAUUUCAAAAUCUUCAUGAUAGGCCAAUUGCUUGCUGGUUUAGUGGGUCACAAAAAGAGAGAUCACUUUGAUGGUGAAAGUGAAUAUUCUGGAAGCUUUAAAUUAUUAGAUGGGGGUGCUUACUUUUCUGUGUUUCCUUCUAAACCCAUGGUGGAGUUGAAGCAUGUGCAAUCUGAAAUUGAUAUGCUAGAAGAUCACAAGCAGCAACUGCAGUGCUUAGUUCUAUUCGGAGGAAAGGACGAAUGCAAAAGAUUCUAUUUUUCAUAUUUCAAAAUUUCCUCAAAAAUUAGGAAGUUUGUGAAGGCAAAUCAUCGCUACUCUAGGAUACAAGAUGAACCGAAGAGAUCACAAGCUAGUCUUUAA
Molecule: messenger RNA, 624 nt
Organism: Lactuca virosa
Lineage: Eukaryota; Viridiplantae; Streptophyta; Magnoliopsida; Asterales; Asteraceae
Source: the annotation of a GenBank genome assembly